CAUUUCGGCCAUAUACCGCGCGCAUAUUAUAAGCAUCGAGUGAAACCGAGCAGCAGCGCGUGCACAAGCACUCACACAGCAGCGAACUUCUCCCAGCAGCCGCCGCUCGCUUUCGAGAGGGGAAACGAAACGGUCGACCAACCCGAGAGGCGGCAGCGUCUGCGCGCGCGCACACACUGUGUGCUGCUGUUCUGCUCUACGUACAACUCAGUUUUUGCAUCGGCCGCUCGGCAGUCGGACGCUCGACUGGCUCGCACUCGGCUCUGGCACGCGAUUCCCUCCACACGUCCUCGCCACGAGAUAGAGAGAGAGAGAGAGAUAGAGAGAGAGAGAGAGAGAGAGAGAGAGAGAGAGAGAGAGAGAGAGAAAGAGAGAGAGAGCGCGAGAUAGUAGCCACCCACACGCGAGACAGAUAGACACACACGCGCGGAUAAUAGAGCACACGUCGCACCAUGAGAGACUCGAGCGAGCAGUGCGUCGAGUGCGAGGAGGUUAGCGAGGAACAGCAGCAGCAGCAGCAGCAGCUCGUAGCUGGCCUUAGCAAUGGCGGCGGCGAGUAAGAUCGCGGCACAAGCAGCAGUAGAAAUUUCGAGGCGAGCUCGACUCCGCCACCGCCGCCGCUGUCGUCGUGCUGCAGCUCGUCAUCUGGGCCGGCGGCUGCCUUCUCGCCAAUGUACACCGGGCAACGCUCGCGUACUCUCGACCCCGAAUUAGGUCUUAGGAAUGAGGGUGGCUUCGUGGCCCGCUGCCCUCCGCUUGAACUUGGCCAUCCUGCUGACUCUCGCGGUAGCGGCUGCGAGCGUCUCGUCUUCAGCGACAGCAGCAGCAGCAGCAGCAGCAGCAGCAUGUCCGCGCAGCUGCGAGUGCAGCGACGACCGAUCGCGAAUGCGCUGCGAGGACCGAAGCUUCCUGGGCCUGGGCUUCGGCACGGAACUCCAGGAGGUCGCCCUGCACCGCGUGCAGGCCUCGGAGAUCCCCUCGGCGAGCCUGGAGCCGGCCUCGCGGCUGCGCUACCUCGCCUGGACGGCCAGUGGCAUCGAGCGGCUCGAGCCCCACGGCUUCCGCGGCAGCCCGGAGCUCGAGGCCGUGAACCUAGGUGACAACCGGCUGAGCAGGCUGCCCGCGGAGGCCUUCCGCGGGCUCUCCCGCCUCCAGCGACUCAACCUCAGCGGCAACGCCAUCGACAGCCUGCCGCCGGGCUUCCUCCAGGGCCUCGACGGCCUCGAGACGCUGCUCCUAGCUGACAACAGCAUCGGCGUGCUGCCCUUCCAGGCGUUCGAGGCGGCGCGUAACCUGCUGCGCCUCGACCUCUCGGGCAACCGGCUGGUCUCCCUGCCCGACCACAGCUUCAGGCCAAACCGCGCGCUGCGCGAGCUCUGCCUCUCGGCCAACCGGCUGACGCUCAUACCCUCCCAGCUCUUCUCCGGCCUCGGCCAGCUGCGGCUCCUCGAGCUCAACGACAACAAGAUCGACUUCCUGCCGCGCGGCCUCUUCGCCGAGCUCGGCAACCUCGAGCGCCUCGACCUCAGCGGCAACCCCAUCACCCGCGAUGGCCGGCUCAGCUCCAGCACCUUCAGCGGCCUCUCCGGCCUCUCCUGGCUCAGCCUCUCGCGCUCGCGCAUCUCCCAGCUGCCGCGCAACCUCUGGGCCGCGACGCCCCGGCUCAAGAGCCUCCUGCUCUCCGAGACGCGGAUCCUGCAGCUCGACGACGGCGACCUCGGCCACCUGCGCCAGCUGCAGACCCUCGAGAUCGGGGACGGGCCGCUGCGCGAGCUCGGGCCCCACGUCCUCGAGGACACGCCCCAGCUGCGCCGGCUGAGCCUGCGCAACGACGACCUCACCUUCCUGCCGGCCUCGCUGGCCCAGCUGAGCCGCGUGAGCCAGCUCGAGCUGCAGGGCAACCCCUGGGCCUGCGACUGCCGCAUGUUCUGGUUCGUGCGCUGGGCCGAGGAGCACCUGCACCGCGCGGCCUUCGAGAGCGGGCUGCGCUGCGGCCACGAGACCCAAACCAUCGACACGCUCGAGGCGCUGCGCUACCUCAACUGCACGCCGCCCAGCCUGGCCCACACGACGUCGGGCAGCGAGCUCUGGCUGAUCCGGCGCGAGGUCGUGCUCGAGUGCGAGUUCACCGGCAACCCGCUGCCCUCGCUCACCUGGGUCACGCCCAGGCUGCGGGUCUUCCACUGGAAUCCCGACCCUUCCUUCCCCGACGCCUUCGUCCGGCACCCCCGGGUCCACGACUACCCGGGCCUCGCGCCGCUCGGCACCGACGACGACGACGGCCGCAUCCGGCUGCUCGAGAACGGCUCGCUCUACAUCAGCAGCCUGCACCGCGAGGACGUCGGCGUCUACAAGUGCUUCGCCAUCAACCCCAUAGCCAACGCCACGGCGUACGUGACCCUGCGCAUGGACCCCAUAACCGGCUACCGCAUCAAGAUCAUCAGCAUCGCCGUCGGGGCGGCCAGCGCGGCCGGCUUCCUCCUGCUCACGCUCUUCGUCCAGUUCCUGCGCUACCUCUUCGUCAGGUGCGGCUGUCAGAAGUGGUGCCUGUGCUGCCGACACGUGGGCCGGACUCCGCGAGCCAAGCAGGUCUACCAGAUGCUCGACAACAUCGAGAACUACAAGAGCCAGCAGCUCGAGCGGCUCCGGGAGAACUACACGCAGCAGGUGCACCGCAUCAAGGACAACUGCGCCCAGCAGGUCGAGUGGAUUCGCGACAGCUACGAGGGCCAGAUGCGCCACAUUAGGGACAUCAGGGACUACGGCACCAACCACCUCACCACCCUGCGAGACCAGUACUACGAUCAGGUGAAGCGCGUGCGCGACUACUCGACGAGCCAGCUGAACUGGGUGCGCGAGAACUACGUCUUCCAGCGCAACAAGAUCCGCAAGUUCAGCGCCCACCAGGUGCUCCGGCUGCGCGAGUCCUACAAGUACCAGCAGCAGACGCUCAACAAGGUCCUGGAGAACCUGCCCAACCUCUACCUGGACAACUGCCGCAGCGGCUCCUGCGGCCGCUCGGACUCGGGGGUCUUCGAUCCGAAGGACCUGGUGGACGGACCGACGACCAGCGCCGGCGGCUGCGCCGACGACAUCAACAACGUCGACACCUAUUUCAAGGCCAAGAUCGACGGCAUGGUCGCGGCCUACAGCGCGAGCCUCGACGACAUCAACAGCGAGUACUACACCCCCACGGAGCUGUCCUCCUGCUCGCCCCGCGGCCCCGGGGCCAGCAACAUGCUGCACCUCGAGGGCGUCCAGGUGAUCAACUACAUCGACGACCGGCCCCCGGCGCCCCGGCCCCUCGUCAACAUCAUGGGCCCAGCCUUCCUCCAGAAGAUCGACGAGUUCGGCAGCUCGUCGACCGUCGUCAGCGGCAUGGAACGGCCCGUCUUUCGGGGCACCAGCGCCGAGACCCUCGCCGGCGACACUCGGGCCUCGCCCGAGAUCCUGGGCCUGCUGCUGCCCAGCGCAAGCCUGCCCGAGCUGCCCCGCGAGACCAGACUCUGAAAACGCCGCUGCUGGGUCUCGCAGCCCUCCCGCACAUAGUUUUACCGUUACCAAGAUCGUGCUGGUGUGUUAUAACGUUGUUGUUCUUGUUGUUGUUGUUGUUGUUGCUGUUGUUGUUGCUGCGCUGUCGCAGUGGUGUGAUACGAAUGUACGCCGCUCGGAAGAUCGAGCAUCGCCGAAGAAAGUAGUACAUGAGUCGAAGUGUACAAAGAAGAGAAGAGACGCGGAUAGUGCGAGAGACGAACACGUGGUGCAGUUACGGAGUUUUGAGUUUAUCCCUAUUCUUUCGGGAGCAAAGGGCCGAGAUACUGUGCGAGAAGAUCAAUACCGCUGCUGCGGGCAAGCGAUCAACGCUACGACAACAAUGAUCGAGCCUACAUUAGGUGUCAAUUUUAAUCGAUUCCUAUACACACCGGAAACAAACUGCAGACUACGACAAAUCCAGACAGCUGCAUUCGGCGUCGAAGAGCUGCCGAGC
Molecule: messenger RNA, 3988 nt
Organism: Nasonia vitripennis (jewel wasp)
Lineage: Eukaryota; Metazoa; Arthropoda; Insecta; Hymenoptera; Pteromalidae
Product: leucine-rich repeat and immunoglobulin-like domain-containing nogo receptor-interacting protein 3
Exons: 4
Coding region: 724-3510 (928 amino acids)
Molecular function (GO): protein binding
Source: RefSeq, a predicted model, not a curated record